This is a messenger RNA of Clonostachys solani, 5607 nucleotides long. Lineage: Eukaryota; Fungi; Ascomycota; Sordariomycetes; Hypocreales; Bionectriaceae. The record is from the annotation of a GenBank genome assembly.
AUGCGGUCCAAAUCCUCGAUCGGGGCCUUUGUUGCCGCCAGUUUCUUGGGCCAAUCUUUUGCCCAAGCUCCCGAGUAUGGAGACAGUGGUGGCAAUCCUACCCAGGGCUCAGAGCUUAAUACAUACGGUGGCUCCUCGGCCACUUCAACUUGUGGUGCUGAGAAAACUACCACUGUUUUCGUCACAGUUCCCACUGGUUCUGGCAACCCCUCAGAGAGCCACAUCGGCGAUCAAAACCCUGGUCAUUCAGAGCACACCGUGACGCGAAUUCUUCAGUCUACUGUAUUCGUAUCUGAUGGAAUUCCCCAUUCAAGUUCUGGUCCCUUUCUCUCUGCCGGCCCCCCUUCUCAAUCUACUCUCUCAUCUGCACCCAGCAUAAGCGGCUCUGGUAUCAAGCCCUUCACCACUAUUACCAUUGACAUUUGGGGCACCGGGUCUGAUCCUGCGCAUGGCUCUAAUACGCCUAGCACCGGGUCUGCCACUGAUUUUCAACCCACUGCUUCCACGCAAGGGGACUCCGCUACUUCUACUUCUCCUCCUGAGUUGACAUCUCAAACUGAUUCUGCUACCAACCCCUGGUCCACGGUAACUGUUGUUGGUAGUGGAGCUACUCACCGGACUUCACUCUCUACACAAGCUAGUGAAGGCGUUUCGACUCUCUCAGGCACAGAUGCAGCACAGACUUCUGCCCCCACCGCAUAUGACAGUUCUUAUCCUGGAACUGAGAAUCCUGCGCCCACCGUGGUCACUGAUACAGAUGUGUAUUGGACAAUUGGUGCAGAUGGGCCGACCCAAGUCACCGUGCUCUCCUCAUACACUCUCACUACGGAUGAACCUUCCAUCUCAGCACCGGACGCCUCCACAACCGGUGAUACUCUACCGGGAGGAAGGGUUACUGUCACUGGCGCUGACGGAAAGCCUACUGUGAUAAUCAAUGCGAGCACAAUUUCUGAGGGUGAUGGCUCUGAACCAACAGCCACCGAAAGCUCAAUUCCGCUACCUGGUAACACUCUCCCUGGAGGAAAGACCACUGUCACUGGUGCUGAUGGAAAGCCUACUGUGAUCAUCAAUGCGAGCACCAUCUCUGAAGGCGAUGGUCCUGAACCAACAGCCACUGAAAGCUCAAUUCCGCUACCUGGUAACACCCUGCCUGGAGGAAAGACCACUGUCACUGGUGUUGAUGGAAAGCCUACUGUGAUCAUCAAUGCCAGCACCAUUUCUGAAGGCGAUGGCCCUGAGCCAACGGCCGCCGAAAGCUCCCUUCCGCUACCUGGUAACACUCUGCCUGGAGGAAAGAUCACCGUCACUGGUUCCGAUGGAAAGCCUACAGUGAUAAUCAAUGGAGGUGACACCUCUGGAGCCGUGGGCCCAACACCAACAGCCGCCCAACCCUCUUCUAUCCUUGAUAACAACCUCCCAGGAGGAAGGGUCACAAUAACCGGUGCUGAUGGAAAGCCUACUGUCAUCAUCAAUGGAGCCGAUACCUCUGGAGCCGUGGGCCCAACACUAACAGCCGCCCAACCCUCUUCAAUACUCGACAACAACUUCCCAGGAGGAAGGGUCACAAUAACCGGUGCUGAUGGAGAGCCAACCGUGAUCAUCAAUGGAGGUGGCAUCUCUGGUGGUGUUGGACCAGAACCUACAGCCGACCAAACCUUAACGGUACCUGGAAACGCUCUACCAGGAGGAAGGAUCACCAUCACUGGCACCGAUGGUAACCCAACGGUCAUCAUCAAUGAAGGUGGCGUCUCCCAAACAGGCCCACAGAGCUCGAUCUUGACCCCAGGUAACAAUCUUCCAGGGGGAAGAGUCACCAUCACGGGAACCGAUGGGAAGCCUACUGUGGUAAUCGAUGCAGGCCACAUCUCUGGGGGAGAUGGAACUCCACCAACGGCCUCACAGGGCGCUCCUACAAUUCCUUCAUCUCAAGUUUAUGGCUCUGGUGACUCUGGAUACUCUUACCCACUCCCAGGAGGUCCCUCAUCGGCUGUGAUCACUGGAAGCAUCCCAAAAACCACGUUCACUGUCAUCGGAACAGAUGGUCUGCCUACCGUUGUUGAAUCAACUCUGGCAACCCCAGGCAAUGCCCCAUCAACUGGUAUUUUGCCCUUCCCUACCAAUCCUCCUUUACCUGGUUCAGCCUCUGGAAAUAGUGGCGGGAUUCCCACCUACUUCCCUUCCUCAGCUAUUGGCAGUGGAGACAUCCCUCAGACUACAUUCACUGUCAUUGGCACAGAUGGUCUCCCUACCAUCGUUACAUCACCUUUUGAUGUCCCAGGAACAGGUUCCGUGCCUUACCCAACCAAUCCCCCCAUUCCCGGGUGGCCAGCAUCUGGAUUUCCCGGGUGGCCUUCUGCAAGUUUGCCCCCUGCUGCUCCCCAAAGCGGAAUCACAACGCACUUCACCUUUACCUACAUUGGCGGAAACGGGCUGCCGACUCAGGUGGAGUCUACCGUUGUUCUCUCUCCAACGGACCAAGCUUCCAAUGGCGCAAUUCCAACCAUCCCGGUGCCUCGCCCAGGAUCGUCAGAUGACCUCCCUAGCAGCGAAGGCGUGACAACUUGUUACAGUUACACCGUACUCGGACCCAACGGGCUGCCUACUGUUGUUGAAUCGACGGUAGUAAUCCCUACUGCAGUCCCGGUUACGACUCCGCCACUUGGAUUACCGACUCAAUUUCCAUCUGGCCAAGGUGCUCCUCAGGGCUUCCCCACGGUUGGCGGGCUCACUUCUACUUUCAGUUACACGUUCACAGGAAUUGAUGGACGCCCCACAGUCCUGGAAACCACUAUCGUUGCAACACCAACCAACCCAGUACCGGGAUUUCCUGGGGGUGUGCCAGGGCCCGUGAUCACUCAAGGGGCAUUUGACAGCGGCGUCCCAGUAUCACCUUCGACUACCUGCACCACAUUAACUUUUAUCGGACCUGACGGGAUUCCAACAGUAACAAAAUCAACAUGGACGAUUGCUGCUCCCAUCCAAACCACCUCUGUUGUUGGUGGCGCUCCUGGAGCCCCAGGCCCUCUUCCAACUCUUGGCUGGCCUUGGCCAGCAACUGGAGCUUUGCCAUCUGCACUUCCUUCUGGCUUCCCAUCAGGUUUCCCCUCAGGUUACCCAUCAGGUUAUCCCUCCGGUUACCCAUCAGGUUAUCCCUCCGGUUACCCAUCAGGUUUCCCCUCAGGUUUCCCAUCAGGUUAUCCAUCAGGUUACCCAUCAGGUUUCCCCUCCGGUUACCCAUCAGGUCUGCCCUCCGGUUACCCAUCAGGUCUGCCCUCUGGCUACCCUUCAGGUCUGCCCUCUGGUUACCCUUCAGGUCUGCCCUCUGGUUACCCUUCAGGUUAUCCUUCCGGCUUCCCUUCGAUUCCCAACGGCCAAGGGGCUCCUAGCACUACUUGCACUAGUUUCACCGUCCUGGGACCUGAUGGACUCCCUACAGUUGUCGAAACAACCUGGACGGCACCUGGUGGCUUCCCUCAAGCAACAGGCAAUUCUCCCAAUCCUUUCCCAUGGAAUGUGCCUGUUAUCACGCCUGGCGCUCCCGGAAAUCCUCAACAAACUGGCCCUCUUGGCGUGCAGCCCACUAUUGCUAGCACAAUAUACACUCAGCUAGGAGCUGAUGGACGGCCCACGGUUGUUGAGACAACUUGGACGGAGCUUGGCCCCAUUGCCACUGGCAGCGGCAUUCCUGAAGGCCCCGGCGGCGCUGUAGCCCCCUUCCCAUGGAAUUUACCUGGUAUCACUCCUGGCGCUCCUGGAUACCCCCAACAAACUGGACCAUUUGGUGCAGGGGCUUCUACCACUUGUACGACAUUUACCCAACUAGGUGCUGACGGCUUGCCAACUGUUGUUGAUUUGACCUGGACUGUUCCAGCCCCUGCACAAACUACUAUCGGAGCACCUUCUGUUGUCUCAUCAGUUGCUGGCCUUCCCCAGGGCACAUCUCCACCCGGACCUGGAAUUUCGGCAGUCACGACUUCGUUUACCAUUGUGAACAUUGGUCCGAAUGGUCUGCCGACCCCGGUUGUUCAAACUGUUGUACUCACUCCUACUCCUGUUUCCACGGCUAAUGGUGCUGGCCUUCCCCAGGGCACAUCUCCACCCGGACCUGAAAUUUCAGCAGUUACGACUUCGUUUACCAUUGUGAACAUUGGUCCGAAUGGUCUACCGACCCCGGUUGUUCAAACUGUUGUACUCACUCCUGCUCCUGUUUCCACGGCCACUGGUGCUGGAAUUCCCUUUCCUCUGCCCUCCGGUCCAGUCAUUGAUACAGCGCAAAUCCAAACGCCUAGUUUAAGCGCUUAUGGGCCAGAACUUUCGGGAUUUCCCACGAUUGGUGUACCAUUCCCACCAAAUUUGCCCUCAAUCUUUAGCAACGGCCUUCCACCUCUCAUCACGGGUCCUUUGAGUGGCAUUUUGACUGGGCCGGGUGCAGGAACUCCCACACCUGUUUCCAAUCCUUUCGACCAGUCAUCGAAUCUAGGAAUUCCAGGAUUCCCGCUCACUCCUGGAGCUACCCCUCCAUCAUAUGGAAGUGAUCUGAAUGAUGGUGCUGUUCGUCCUGGCCCAUCAGGUCCUUUGCCCACGGAUGCAACUCUUUGGCCCUCUGCAGUUGCCUAUAACACCCCAUCUGUGGCCUCCCCAGUUUUAAGUCUGCCAUGCACAACCUUAAAAACCACUACUUGGGUUAAUAUCAUCCCGGAGCAGACGACAACCUAUACGCUCAACUAUCCAUUCACAACAUUGGCCGCUGUUACUUCUCCAGUUAAACUUAGGGGUUUCAGAAACAUUAUUCGACGACAAUUGAGCUCCGCAGGAAUUGAUUCCCAAUGGUCUAAUUCAAGCACACCAAUCCAAACACCGUCUGCGACAUCUCCAGUGUUACAGAGCCCAACACUAUGCUCUUCUGGGGGAAAUAUUGGCAACUAUACUCUUGAUUUUGAUGACAUCGAAGCCGGUCCAUUAUACAAUCCUGCGGGCGACUUCUGGUUCUCCCAGGGAUUUUCCGUCGUCCCCCCUUCUUCCCAGACGGGCGCUUACUCUCCUUCUUCUGGUGGCCAGCUCAUCGAAUUCGUCCCUCCUUCGUCAUUAGGAUCAAUUGGCAGUGGAUCCAGCGACACAGCAGAGAUUGGUGUUGGCCCCAACUUUGCAAUUCCUUGCUACAAAUUCAACAUUUACGGUCUUAAUCUAGGAUGUGCAGCUCAAAGUAGUGAGCAGUGGUGCGAAUUUGAGAUCGCCGCAUACGCAUAUGAUGAAAAUUCCAGAAGCGAACAAUCGUUGUCAUGGUCGGAGACGAAGCGCGUUCCAGCAUGCCCCAACUAUCCAACUGGCGUGUGCAGUUUGUCAUCUGUUGAUUUAGAUGGGUAUACGAACGUCACAUCUGUUUUGAUCAGUCUUCGAGUUGGGUUGGAGUCACGCACCUGGUGGGCUGACGAUCUUCGUGUUGGCUGGACAGACAAUAGCUGCGAAGCUGCUAGCUGUCGCGCUGAUUCUUCAUUUGCUGCCCAUAAGAGAUCUACCCAGAACUCUCUUCGUCGCAGACUCUGGGAACUUGCGUCUUCAAAGCACAGGCGCUCUCUUGGCAGACUUGGUGGGAAUGCUACGCAUUGA